Molecule: messenger RNA, 750 nt
Organism: Beta vulgaris subsp. vulgaris (sugar beet)
Lineage: Eukaryota; Viridiplantae; Streptophyta; Magnoliopsida; Caryophyllales; Amaranthaceae
Exons: 1
Coding region: 1-750 (249 amino acids)
Molecular function (GO): protein binding
Source: RefSeq, a predicted model, not a curated record
AUGGCAGCAGAGUUACAUCCAAUUGGAUCAAUCAGCCCAACAAUAAACCCACUUCCGGCAACAAUACAAGCCCAUAACAUCACUAGCCCACCGGAAAACCCAGGCCCAAAUCUAGCCCCAAAACGUCAACGUCGGCCCAGUGUUCGAUUACACGACAUCGGUGACCAACCCACCACUAUCCGUACACCCAAAACAUGGAGAUUACAUCCUCCGUACAAUUCCUCAAACAAAUCUUCAUCAAAGAUUCGUCCUUUAACUAAUUUACCCAACAACCUAGAUUUCUCAGAAACCACCUCAAACGGCGUCGUUCGCAAAAAAACCAAAAGGGUACGAACCAAUUUCAAGGUUGUGGACCCACUUUAUGCUGACGAGGAGAGAGAAAAUCAUGAAUUUCAUGGGUUUGGUGAUGCUGACGAGGAGAGAGAAAAUCAAGAACAUGAAGAUGCAGAUGAAGAUGAAGAUGAUGAAGAAGAACAUAGUGAUAAUAAUUUGAGGUCUAAUACUAGGGUUUUUAAUUCGCAACAAGAUUUGGUGGGAGUAGGAUUCGAACCUGGGUUGUUGGAUGAUGGAGUAAGGAAAUGGCUUGUUGAAUUAGGUUUAGGAAGAUAUGCACCUGUUUUUCAAAUCCAUGAAGUGGAUGAACAAGUUUUGCCUUUUUUAACACUUGAUGAUCUUAAAGAUAUGGGGAUUCAUGCUGUUGGUUCUAGAAGGAAAUUAUAUUCUGCUAUUUUAAAUCUUAGGAAAGAUUAA